AUGGCAGCCCGGCCGACGUCGUCGCACGCGCGGCAGCCUGGGCAGGACAGCAGGAAGGCGCCGAACAAGGGCGAUGCAGCGCCGAUCAACUUAGCAGAGGAUCACUCGCUGCUCACCAAGAGGUCCAGAGCCGACACCUUCAUCUCUAAGAUGAAGUUCAGGAACGACCUUCCUGAGCUACCCUUCGAGCCCAAGUUCCUGGCGAGCCAGAUGGAUGUAAAGAAGCUGACUUCGUACUCGUUCACGUCCCUGGAGAAGAACUUCAAGUACAGCCUGCUCACGGAGCCGAACCUGGGGAUACACAUCGAUCUUAUCGAACCGGAAACUUACGAGCCGCCGUCAAACGGCGCCCCGCUGCUUCCAGAGGAUAAAUAUCUUCUUGAAGGGGAGAAGGUCGAAACAAACAGGUCCAACCUUCGCAUCAAUAUCAAGGAGAGGCCUAAUGUGCCUUGGCUGCACAAGACUGCGUACUAUGGCAAUGAGGAUUUGUAUGACUAUCAGCAAGGUCACAAACCCCAAGUUCAACUGCCUGUUCCCAUCCAAGAGGACGUUCAGGAGCUCACGCCGAAGCAGCUGGCAGAGAAGAUCGAGAAAUCCUUCGAACUGUCCCGAAAGCUCGAAGACCUCAAACAUCCAACAAACCCGGAUCUCGUGGCCACCAAGGUUUGGGAGAUCCUACCGGAUACCAAGUGCUGGCCCAACGAUUAUACCGAGCUUGUUUUCGACCAAGAUCCUACCUUGGACGACCCGAAGGCAGCGAAUACUUCAAUGGCAGAUCGCGCAACUUUGGCAUCAACGGCCUUCAUCAACAUUGGGCGCUCGAUGCAGCAUGCGAAUGAUCGUACGUUUGCUUACAUGCUGCCUGCUCCUGAAAGCAAACGACGGAAGAAGAUGGCGAAGGUUGAGUGUGAACGGGGUGAUGAUGCCGAUGAUGAGAUGGAUGAAGAUGAGGACGAAAAAGUCACCGAGUUCAAUUGUCUUCGAGAGUAUUGCGAGAAUGAGGCACGAAUGUACCAGGAGGAGUGGCAUGAUGACCACUUCGUUGUGGCCUUCGUGGAGAAAACUGGGGAGAAUUCGGGAUGUGCAUUUUAUCAUCCGCUUCACAAUCGAACCUAUCUUAGAAAGCGCAAAGACAUUCUCACCCAUUCGGCAAUCAUGGAUCUCGACGGUCCAGACAGGAUUUCUCGCAGGUUGAAGGAGAGAUUCCCGUCGUACUUGAAAGCAGUUCAAACGCUUCGGAAGCUAUCUGAGGAGGAGCAGGAGGCCCUGAAACAGAAGCGAAUUGAUCUGGGACGGGAGAGCUUGGCAGAUGGAAAUCAAGAAGCGGAGAGGGAGAAGCGAGGGGAGAGCCAGCAGAAUGACGAUUCUCAAUCAACUCCGAGGAGAAACGAAAGCAUUAUGUCGUCGUCGUCCUCGGAUGAAUCACCGGCCCCGACCCCGACGGCAGCAUCGGGCAGCAAGGUGGGCAUCAUCGAAUCAUCGGACUCCGACUCUUAG
Molecule: messenger RNA, 1497 nt
Organism: Guillardia theta CCMP2712
Lineage: Eukaryota; Cryptophyceae; Pyrenomonadales; Geminigeraceae
Exons: 6
Coding region: 1-1497 (498 amino acids)
Biological process (GO): transcription elongation by RNA polymerase II
Cellular component (GO): Cdc73/Paf1 complex
Molecular function (GO): chromatin binding; RNA polymerase II complex binding
Source: RefSeq, a predicted model, not a curated record